CUAUCAACGAUACUAUUUUGGCAUUCUUCCCAGUGUGUCCUCGCUUCCUUAUUUGUAAAAUGAUAUUACAGGUGUCGACUAUACAGACCACACCCCAGUGGCAAUGAACUCAACUGUCUCACUUGCACCGGAACGGACUCGUGAACACCGAGUCACUGUGUAUGAACGGAUCGGGAAAGGACGAUAGUGACACUUUUUAUGAAUCUGCGGGCUAUUUUAUGGAAUGACACUUUUGGAGAGCUACGGAAUCAUGGAAGCGCCGCCAUUUAUGAAGUCAGUUUUACCUGCGCUAGAUUCAUUCACACUUGACGCAGAUGACACGAGUUUGGCAUUACCACCAGAGGAUAAUACAAAGACUCAUUCAACCGACCGGAGUUUUCGUGUUCAACAACAAGUGCAGCUCACACUUGCUCGUAAGGGCAAAAAGACAACGUCCAAUGGUAGUCUCCAUCUAUCCAGAAAGCCAUCAGUUAUCACCGGUUCCAGAGAUGGAACCUUGUCUAACAUGAAGACACACUCAUCUUUGGGCCAGAUUGGAGGCAGGGACUUCAGCAGCCUGUCGUCUUUGAAGGAAAAUAUAAGAAGUCCGUCUAAGAGGGUGGAUUUGACCCCAGUCACCAGCCCUGAGUUACCUCGCUCCCGUCUGGCUUACGGGACACUCCGUUUCGGAACCUACACCCUCCCCGGCCCUGGCCAGCCUCCCAUGAUGGGGACUUCAGAGGAGCGGUCGUAUGGGACAGACUUGAUGCGGCGUUAUGCCCAUUCAGAAAUGGCCCGUAGCACAAGGACGCACGCCAUGGCUAACAGCGGCAACUACCCCUGGGGCCAGUCCCGCAGCAGCCCUGCAAUUCGCACCAACAACAGCCCCUACCUGAUGGAGGUUCAAAGGGGGGCGAGGAGACAAACAGGCUACGGGUCAUUCCAUGCUACCCAGAGAACAGAGGGCCAGGCCUGGCUGGGCCAGGUGGCGAAGGAGAGCCAGGGGCAUGUGGGAGCCAAAUGGCCUCCCUCGUACCCAGCCUCGCUGGUCAGCAUGGAGGUGGACAUGGGCCAGAUGAGGGCGGCAGCGGAGCCAGAGAUCCAGCAGACAGACGUGAAUGAAGUCACUGCGGUGAAGCCAGAGAGCAGGGUGCCUGAGCUGACAUUGGAGAGGGCAGUGAACCUGCUGGGCCAAGAGAAUGAGGAGAUGCAGAUCACUGCUGCCAGCUUUAUUCAAAACCAAUGUUUCAACAGCUCUGAUGCUAAGAAGAUGGUGUUCUACCUCCACGGUAUACCCAAGCUGAUCAAACUGCUGCAGAGCGACAGCGAGGAGCUGGAGCGGAUAGCGGCGGGUGCGCUCCGAAAUGUGGUCUUUGAGAGCAGCGAGAACAAGAUGGAGGUGAAGGACAACGAGGGCGUGGCCCCUGCACUGCGUCUGCUCAGGAGAAGUCGUGACAUAGAGACCCGGCGGCAGCUCACUGGGCUGUUGUGGAACCUAUCCUCCCAUGACCUGCUGAAGGAGCAUCUCUCCAAAGAGGCCCUGGAGAUCCUGACCACUUCUGUGCUGGUGCCCUGCUCAGGCCUGUCUGAGGGGGAGAACCCCAAAGACGGCAUGCUGGCUGACCCAGACACCUUUUACAACGCCACUGGCUGCCUCCGAAACAUAAGCUCGGCUGGUCCAGAAGGGAGAAAAGCCAUGCGGCAGUGUGAGAACCUUAUUGACUCACUGGUAUACUACAUCCGCGGGACCAUAGCUGACUACAAGCCUGAUGACAAGUCCACUGAGAACUGUGUGUGCAUCCUACAUAACCUCUCCUACCAGAUGGAGGUGGAGCUUCCGCAGAAGUACACCAGCGAGCUCCAUGAGUCUCGACUCAACCUGAAUCCAAAGACCAAGACCCCCGGCUGUUUCGGUUCCCGCAGUGCCAAAAUCAUCCAGCGUCUUGAACCAAAGCGCCCUCUGCUGGAGGAGAAGGGUAGUCCCUGUGGGAUAGAGUGGCUGUGGAGCGCCAUCACUGUGCGCAUGUACCUGUCAAUCAUGGCCCGCAGCAUCCGUCCCUACACCCAGGAGGCUGCCAUCGGAGCCCUGCAGAACAUCACAGCUGGGAACGGCCUGGUGUCCCAGGCCAUCGCCCACACCAUAGUACAGCGGGAGAAUGGUCUACUCCAGGCCAUAAAGAUGCUCCAGGAAGGAGGGAUGGAUGUGAAGAAGACUGCUGUGUCCCUGCUAUGUAACAUCUCACGCUACAGAGAGCUUCACGCUCACAUUGUCAAACAGUUGUUGCCACAGCUGGUGGUCAUGUUACCCAACUCGGACACGAGCACAGACCUGCCUACAGAGGUGACUGUGUCCCUGUGCCACAUCCUCAUCAACCUGAGCCAGGAUGAGACGCAGCACGUCAGGGCCAUCGUCAACCACGGGGCGCUGCCCAAGAUCAUCAACAUCAGCGCAAAGGACAACGGGUUUGGUCCCACCAGGGCUGGCCAGGCAGCCUGCAUCCUACUACACAGCAUGUGGAGCCACUCAGAGCUCCACAGGGCCUAUAGGAAGGCUGGAUAUAGGAAAGCAGACUUCGUCAACAGCAGGACAUCCAAGGCUGUACAUUAAAUCCGGGACUAAGCGGACGAUCACAAAGCAUUGUGCUGAUUGAGGCAAUAGUGUAGUUUUUCUUCUGUGUGGACUUGGAUGACUCAAUUCACUGCUUUAUAAAAUACUUGUUUUGUGUGUCGACUUCUCCACUGUGUGAGGUGUUACGUGUGUGUGUGUGUGUGUGUCCCUGUUCCAGUAACAACAAUUGCUGCAAGCUCUUGGUAGCAGACCAAGUUCUCUACGAUGGAAAAAAAAUGAUUAAAAACAAAACUGAUGGAGGAUCA
This is a messenger RNA of Salmo salar (Atlantic salmon), 2853 nucleotides long. RefSeq names its product plakophilin-2. Gene Ontology annotation, cellular component: cytoplasm; adherens junction; nucleus. The record is from RefSeq and is a predicted model, not a curated record. Gene Ontology annotation, molecular function: protein binding. Lineage: Eukaryota; Metazoa; Chordata; Actinopteri; Salmoniformes; Salmonidae. Gene Ontology annotation, biological process: desmosome organization; heart development; protein localization to plasma membrane.